CCUUGAUCGAAUUAACACUAAUAGAAUAUACAUUUGCAAUGCGAAGAAUACAUGAAUUUACUUUACAUUUAACGUAUAUUUACUACAACUUUAUUACACAGCACCUUUGUAUUAUUUAUAUGUUUAAAUUAUUUAAAUUAGCAAUAUAUUUACUUUUACAUUUCCUAUAUAGUUGCUUCACAACUACUAUAUCACUUCUAUACAUUUGUCUAUAUUAAAUAUAUAUUAUCGCAUUGAAAAUAACAUAAAGUAGCCGUAACGCCUGGUG
Messenger RNA from Rhizophagus irregularis DAOM 181602=DAOM 197198, 268 nucleotides. The record is from RefSeq and is a predicted model, not a curated record. Lineage: Eukaryota; Fungi; Glomeromycota; Glomeromycetes; Glomerales; Glomeraceae.